AUGUUAUCAAGUUUCUUCAAAACGUGUAGAGAAUUUGUAAUGUUUCCUCUUAAAUCACUCUGGAGAAAAUGCAGUAUAGCUUUUAUUUUUAACUUAGAAUGCAUAUUGCACUGUUUUCUUUUCCUGCUAGUGUUUGGAAGAGCAAUACAUGCCAUAGCACGUAUAAGCGAUGAAUUUUGGUUUGACCCCGUAGAAAAAGGUCUUGCCUUAAGAUCAGUGAAUUCUUCAAGGUCAGCAUAUGCAUAUGUCUUCUUCUCAUCGAUGUUUUUUCAACAUUACCGCUGGACAACUGUGUCUCAACCAUGUCAGAAGGAAAAACAGUUAUCCCUGCCAUGUAAAUUGAUAAUUAAGUCAGUUCUUCCUGUAUUUAGAUAUGUAAAUGUCCUGGAAAGGAAUGUAGAGAAAUGCAGCAUUUAUACAAAUAUUAAUGAUCAUCACAUAACUUUUCAGCUCCUCUGUAAACAUGGUGUUGUAAAAACAUAUAAUCUGACGUUUCAAGAAUGCGAUCCGCUGCAGGCUGUCUUUGCAAAGCACAUGUGUCCAAACAUCCUUAAAGUUCACUCCAGGCUGCUGGCUGAUAUAAUGAUUCACUUCCCAACCAGUCAAGAAGAAGUGACCUUAUCAGUUACUCCACUGAAGGUUUGUUUCAAGAGUUACACUGAGGAAGACACUGAUUUUUCAAAGACAAUGCUUACUGAAAUACGACUAAAUCCGGAGGAAUUUGACUACUUUCAAGUUGGAGUAGAUUCUGAAGUGACCUUUUGCCUUAAGGAAUUGAGGGGACUGCUCGCCUUCUCAGAAGCCACCAGUGUUCCCAUCUCAGUCCAUUUUGACAUCUCUGGAAAGCCAAUUGCUUUCAGCAUUGAGGACAUGGCCCUGGAAGCCAGCUUUAUUUUGGCUACUUUGUGCGACAUCGAAAAGGAGCCGGCCUCCCCGCAGCCUCCCGGCUUGUCCCAGCGGCAGGAAAGUUUGAAGGCACGUGGGGGUAAACCUGAGAGAACCUCUGUGGACAGAGACAGCGACGCCGACACAGUUGCUUCCAAAAAGCCACAGUGGGAUGGAAAUGCCCCCAACGCGGAGCCGGCGAAACCUGCAAACCGUUGGGUGAAACAAGAGAUGCCAAAUAUUCCCAGAGCCACAAGGAGAGAGGUGCCAAGUGCAGGAGGAACAGCCCUGCCCGAGGCAGAGGACCAUGCAAUGGGGGAAGGAGAGGCAGAAGAGUCCCAUUCCCAGAAGUUUCAUUCCUUGUUUUUCGGAGCGGUUUCCUGCACGGAGAGGGGUGCCAUCAGUCACACCCUCCGUAGUUUGGCCACAGCCAGUGACACGGAGGAGGAGGCUGGCAGCACACGGAGCUCCCAGCUGCUCUAGGGACAGACAGACCUGAACCCAAGCGACGGCCAUCGGGGGCUGCCCUGAGAGAUAGAAGUGUAUUUGAGAGGGUGGUUGUGGUGCUGGUUCUAGGCUUGGAAAGAAGUUUAAAUCGCGGUUCUCCAGCAAGUCAGGACUCGAUGGAAACCUCACCAGGGAAUUCAAACCGCGUUAUAUCACUUCAGGCUAAUUAAGCUGCCUUAAUUUGAAGUUGAAAGUGUUGGAAAAUAAGCCCAGCCAAACGCUCAGCGUUGGUGUUUUUACUGCAGCUUCGUAGAACCGGCGUUUUACUGAAGAAACAGAGUUGUCAUAGAAAUGUG
This is a messenger RNA of Calidris pugnax (ruff), 1688 nucleotides long. It is a transcript of the gene RAD9B, whose product is annotated as RAD9 checkpoint clamp component B. Gene Ontology annotation, biological process: cellular response to ionizing radiation; DNA replication checkpoint signaling; DNA repair. The record is from RefSeq and is a predicted model, not a curated record. Gene Ontology annotation, cellular component: checkpoint clamp complex. NCBI's taxonomy places the organism in Eukaryota, Metazoa, Chordata, Aves, Charadriiformes, Scolopacidae.